Mus caroli (Ryukyu mouse) is the source of this 1684-nucleotide messenger RNA. RefSeq names its product GPN-loop GTPase 1 (gene Gpn1). Gene Ontology annotation, molecular function: ATP hydrolysis activity; GTPase activity. The record is from RefSeq and is a predicted model, not a curated record. Lineage: Eukaryota; Metazoa; Chordata; Mammalia; Rodentia; Muridae.
GAGCGGUGGGCGUGGCUGAGGAAAGAUGGCGGCGCCCGUGGUUCCAUCCGAACCCCAGGCUUCCGGGGCUCCUCAGCCCCCCGUGUGUCUGUUGGUGUUGGGAAUGGCGGGAUCCGGGAAAACUACCUUUGUACAGAGGCUCACAGGACACCUGCACAACAAAGGCUGUCCACCAUAUGCAAUCAACCUGGACCCAGCUGUGCAUGAAGUCCCCUUUCCCGCCAAUAUUGAUAUCCGAGACACAGUGAAAUAUAAAGAAGUCAUGAAGCAAUAUGGACUUGGGCCAAACGGAGGUAUAGUGACCUCGCUCAACCUCUUUGCUACCAGAUUUGAUCAGGUGAUGAAAUUUAUUGAGAAGGCCCAGAACACAUUCAAAUAUGUCUUGAUUGACACACCUGGACAGAUUGAAGUAUUUACCUGGUCAGCUUCGGGGACAAUCAUCACUGAGGCCCUGGCUUCCUCAUUUCCAACAGUAGUCAUCUAUGUCAUGGAUACAUCACGGAGCACUAACCCAGUGACCUUCAUGUCCAAUAUGCUUUACGCAUGCAGCAUCUUGUACAAAACCAAGCUGCCUUUCAUUGUGGUCAUGAACAAAACUGACAUCAUUGACCACAGCUUUGCCGUGGAGUGGAUGCAGGAUUUUGAGGCUUUCCAGGAUGCCUUGAACCAAGAGACUACGUACGUCAGUAACCUGACUCGGUCCAUGAGCCUGGUGUUAGAUGAGUUCUACAGCUCACUCAGGGUGGUGGGUGUGUCUGCUGUGAUGGGCACUGGCUUCGAUGAACUCUGUGCUCAGGUCACCAGUGCUGCAGAGGAGUACGAAAGGGAAUAUCGUCCUGAAUACGAGCGUCUGAAGAAAUCACUGGCAAACGCCCAGAGUAAUCAGCAGAAGGAGCAACUGGAGCGUCUUCGGAAGGAUAUGGGCUCCGUAGCCCUGGACCCAGGGCCCGGCAAAGGCAACGCAUCUCCUGUGCUGGAUCCUUCUGACUUGAUCCUGACUCGAGGAACCUUGGAUGAGGAGGAUGAAGAAGCUGACAGUGACACGGAUGACAUUGACCACAGAGUUACAGAGGAAAGCCGUGAAGAGCCAGCAUUUCAGAACUUCAUGGAGGAAUCAAUGGCACACUGGAAGAGGAACAAGUAGGCCCUCCCACCUGCUGUACAGCUCUGAUGUGCUGAGUCUCCAUGCAGAGGACAUCCUUCCUGUGAACCAGGGCUGCAGUCAAGAGCAGUUUUCUCCCAAAUGGUGACUUCUCUGAGGGAAACUGGACUUAGAUGAAGUCUGGUUGAAGGCGGAGCUGGCAGGUGGAUGCCCAUUCUUGGGUAGCUCCUCCCGAUAUUUAUGCAAGGAUGUAUUCUCACCGCUCUGGAAGCUGAGAGAUAGCUGCUGAGCCUAUAACUUCAAGUAUCAUCGUUUGAACUCAAGUAUUUCUGCUGCUGCUGGACAGAGAGGAUGUCUGUCCCAGAGACGCUUUGGAUCUUGACUAGCUGGGUCUGUGGGCACAGCUCCUUAGCGCUGUGUUCCUACUCUGCACCCCAAAUUGCUAUGUUUGUACAGAGGGGCAGCACAGUGCCCUUGGCAGCCAGGUGUGAUGUGAUCUGUGCUCACACGAGGUAGUCCAUUUUCAAGAAUACUGUUAGAAUGGUGACUUGGAUAAAGAUUUUGACUUUAACUUUGUGGUAA